AUUCUCUUCAAUUGCCUUUACUAUACAUAAAGACCAAACUCAAGACAUAUUUCACUAAACUUUCCUCUUCCAACUACUACUCAAUUCUUAUAAUUACAAACAUCAAAAAAAAUAAAAAUAUUAUAUUUGAAACAUAUUUGCAUCAAUUAUGAGUUCGGAGAAAAAAUUAGCAAACGCGGUGGGCGCGAAAACGGCGAGGGCUUGUGACAAUUGCAUAAGGAAAAGGGCACGAUGGUAUUGUGCAGCCGAUGAUGCUUUCUUGUGUCAAUCUUGUGAUUCUUCCGUCCAUUCGGCCAAUCCUUUGGCUCGUAGGCAUGAAAGGGUUCUUCUUAAAACGUCAUCUCUCAAAUCGUCAGAUGAAUUUCCCAAUUUGGAAAGUUCAGGAUCAGGGUUAGACUCAGUUCCAUCAUGGCAUCGUGGAUUUACUAGAAAAGCACGAACACCUAGGCAUGGUAAUAAGCAUGCAAAAAGAAUUAAAUCCAUGGAGGAGGAAGAAAUGAAAAACCCUAUUCAACUCAUCGUCCCAGAGAUAUUGAGUGAUGAGAAUUCAGGCGAUGAGAACGAAGAAGAGCAACUCCUAUAUCGUGUCCCUAUUUUUGACCCCUUCGUAGCGGAUGGCUCUAAUUAUGGUAACGAAUAUUCUUCUUCUAAAAAGAUGAAAGUUGAUUUUAAUGAUGAUGUGAAUAGGUUUCAUGGUAUGCUAGCUCCAUCAGAGAUGGAGCUAGCAGAAUUCGCGGCGGAUGUGGAAAGUUUAUUAGGGAAAGGACUUGAUGAUGAAGAGUCGUUUAAUUACAUGGAAGGGUUAGGUUUUUUGGAGAAAAAUGAUGAGAAAUUAGUGAAAGUUGAAGAUGGAGGAGAUGUGGGGUUUGUGAAUAUGGUUAGUACUAAUCAUGAUAUCAAUCAAGUUGAUUAUUCGGAAAUUGAUAUGGUUGGAGAGACUUUUGAGCUAAAGUUUGAUUAUGAUUCACAAGUUAUUAGUAACUCAGAUGAAGAUAAAAAGGUUGAAUUUGGGGAGAUGAUUAUGGAGGAUAAUUAUGAUAGUGGAAAAAAUAAUAAUAAGAUUAUGUUAAAUCUUGAUUAUGGAGGUGUUUUAAAUUCUUGGCCUCACAAAAGGUCUCCUUGGACUACCGGCGAGCGGCCCCAAGUAGAUUUCAAUGACUGUUGGCCAAUGUGCAUUGGAAAUUGUGGAAAAAACCAUCCAUAUGGAGACAUGGGAUUAAUGACCGGAAAUGGAGUAGUAAUGGAUGAAGGAAGAGAAGCAAGAGUAUUAAGGUACAAGGAGAAGCGGCGAACGAGGUUGUUUUCCAAGAAAAUAAGGUACGAAGUUAGGAAAUUGAACGCUGAGAAAAGGCCUCGAAUGAAAGGAAGAUUCGUCAAGAGGACCAAUUUUGCACCAACCCCUUUUCCUUCGCUUAAUAAAUAAGUGAAGUUUUAAAUAAGUGAAGUUUUAAACAGAGACAAGUUUAGAGCCAUUUUUGUGAGUUCAACUGAACUCAUUGCUUUCAGCUCGAACUAGUUAUAUGUAUACAAAUUUUUUCUUUAAAAUGUAUACAUAGAUCAUACACGUUCUGAAUCUACUAACUCUAAAUCCUAUAUUCACCAAUGUUUGCAAGGAUCAGGUUUAUGUGCUAUUUUUUUAAUAGUACAAGUAAACCUGAAAUUGCUUUUCCUAGAUGUAUGCAUAGUGAUUACAAUAUAUAUAAUGGCAUUGCUAUGCAACUUUUUGUCAUG
Solanum dulcamara is the source of this 1731-nucleotide messenger RNA. RefSeq names its product zinc finger protein CONSTANS-LIKE 16-like. Gene Ontology annotation, cellular component: nucleus. Gene Ontology annotation, biological process: regulation of DNA-templated transcription. The record is from RefSeq and is a predicted model, not a curated record. NCBI's taxonomy places the organism in Eukaryota, Viridiplantae, Streptophyta, Magnoliopsida, Solanales, Solanaceae. The transcript has 2 exons. Bases 149 to 1423 code for a protein of 424 amino acids. Gene Ontology annotation, molecular function: zinc ion binding; protein binding.